CGCGAAUGAGAGGAGUGGUGGCAUUUUGUUGAAAGUGACGCGAGCGUGGAGUUGGAGAUAGGGAUUUUCAGCCAUUCCUCUCCAUUAAAAUUAAUGUAGACACUUGGUGUAGAUUCUGCGGCUGAAUUUCCCAGUAAAAUUGCAGGUAUAAUGAAAAAACACAAUAAUACUGCACUGGACUGGACAAUAUGAUAUCAGAUGCCAUAACAGAAACUGAGGCCCAAAGCCAUGGCUAUACAACAAAUCAUAAGUGUGAUGAGCAUCUCUUGAAGCAGCUAGCAAUUCAUUCAUUUGUGGACACUAAAAUCGUGUCGAAAAUGGAAAAACCAGGUUCAUUGAUUCAAGUUAUUGAAAAAUUGAGCAAGAUAGUGGAGAAGGGAAGAUCAAAGCAGUGUUCUUUGACUGGUCAAAAGAGGUCUUAUAUUAGUACUUCUGACACAAACAGUGCAAUAAUUGAGCAGACAGACAGCUAUGAGAGCACAGCCAAAAAAGUUAUUAAUUUAAACCAGGAAAUAAAGGAUAACAUCUCAAUUAGGCAAACUUAUUUUAAAACAGAAGAUCUGCCUCAGAGUUGCAAUGGCCUUGAUCUGAGCACCCUUGAUUCUGCAGAUAAAUCAAAAGUUUCAAAGAGCUUCUGUUGUACCCUGUGUAACUUUGUAACCGUUGUGCCAUCUGUAUAUUAUAUACAUAUACGUAGCCAUAACAACAUUGAAAGCUACACAUGUGAUCAGUGCAACUUUGCAACUACGGAUUCUAAAGACUUUGUGGCGCACAAAUAUUUGCACAGGAAGCUCACCCGUUACCAAUGCAAUUUAUGCAAAUUCAAUUCGUUGACUUUUUCGCAGUUAAAGGAGCACUUUGAACUACAUGGAAAAUCAGGUGAAGUGGUAUUGAUGUGCUCUGUGUGUUGUUUUGUUUCCAAACAACAAGAGGAACUUGAAGCUCAUAUGUGGAUGCACCUUGAGGAUGCCCAGAUACAAAGAAAACAGCAAUUAGGGCCAAAUGCCAUAGAUGGUGUGGACAGCAACAAUGCAAAAUCAAGAAAUGUUGGUUUUGACACUGAACCAGGCCCAAGAAAGUGGUACACUUAUGACCAGUAUGGCAUGUAUAGAUGUUUGAUUUGCAGUUAUGCUUGUGACCGUCAGAGGAUGUUAAAAACCCACGCAUGGAAACAUGCUGGUGAAGUAGAUUGUUCUUAUCCAAUUUUUGAGGAAUGUGAGACAGCUACCUCAGUAGUUCCUUCCACAGGUCUCACUGCUCCUGAGGAUGAAUCAAUAAUUGUUUUCUCACCAGCUCACAAAUCAGAAAGUGUGCACUGUGUUAGAUCAAAUCCACUGCAGUUUUGUACCCCUCCCUCAAUCACUGUAAUGGACUCAGUGGACUGCAAAGCCUCACUGUCUGACACUGCUGUGAAAAAUUCAGCUCUUGUCCAGUCAAAAGCACCUGCUGAUACUGUAGUAGAAAUUGUUGAGGAGGGGCCUCUGAUGCUUGAUUGUGAACAAGAAAGUACAGUGUCCGAUAGCCUUCUUUCUUCUGCACAAAAGAUCAUUAAUUGCAGUUCUAACAAGGCAGGACAUGUCAAUGUCAUAGUAGAGCGUGUCCCAGGAGCUGGGGAGAGUGUUCCAGAAAAGCACUUCCUGAUGACACCAGAUAUUGAAGCUGAAAAGAGGCUUAUCUCUGAAAAAUCUCACAUGAUCUAUUGUGAGGAUUCUUCAGAUUUAUAUCAACAAGCUACCAGUGCAGCUGAACUGGAAACAGCUGUCUUAAGAUGGAAUCCAGAAGAAAGUAAUGGUGCUUUAAAAUCUGAACCUGCAGCAGUUGAUGAAAAUGUUCCCCCAUCAAGAAGGAGAACCAAUUCUGAAUCUUUGAGGCUUCAUUCAUUGGCUGCUGAAGCUCUUGUUGCAAUGCCAAUGAGAGCACCAGAAUUUACUCGAGCAAGUGUCAAAAAUCCUGAGUCUGAUGCAGAACAAAGAAGCAUGGAAGUCAGUUCUUCAGUUCCUCAACCUCACAAUUAUUCUGAUGAUCAUACUAGUAAUAACUUGCAACUUGAUGAGACUAAGUCGGGUUUUUCUGAAGUACCAAUCAGAAUGGGCAUCAGCAUGUCACUGCUCACUGUGAUUGAAAAACUGAGAGAAAGAACAGACCAAAAUGCUUCUGAUGAAGAUAUCCUAAAAGAAUUGCAGGAUAAUGCACAAUGUCAACCUUCAAGUGACCUGAGUUCACCAGGCAACUUAGUGGAGUAUAUACCAAACACAGAACGGCCUUACCGUUGUCGCUUAUGUCAUUACAGCAGUGGCAAUAAGGGGUACAUCAAGCAGCAUUUAAGAGUUCAUCGGCAAAGGCAGCCUUACCAGUGUCCAAUCUGUGAUCACAUAGCCACUGAUAGUAAUAAUCUGGAGAGUCAUAUGAUAAACCAUUGCAAGACUCGGAUGUAUCACUGCAAAAGAUGCAAUGCAGCAUUUUAUUAUAAGAGUCAAUUGAGGAAUCACGAACGUGAACAGCAUAGUCUUUCUGACAUUUCCUCAACAAAUGAUGAAAAUGCUGACUUUAGUAGAGAACAAAAAACAGGAAACGCACAAGAAGAAGUACAUUCACCUCAGAAAUUAUAUAAGUGCGACGUAUGUGACUACACAAGUUCAACGUAUGUUGGUGUGCGAAACCACAGAAGAAUCCACAACACUGAUAAGCCCUACAGAUGCAGCAGCUGUGAUUUUGCAACAACAAAUAUAAACAGCUUGAAGUGUCAUAUGAAGCGUCAUCCACAGGAGCAACAGUCCAUUCAGCUGCUGGAACAGUACAAGUGUUCUCUCUGUGGCUAUGAGUGUAGCCAUCCACCCUCACUGAAGUCACAUAUGUGGAAACAUGCAAGUGACCAAAAUUAUAAUUAUGAGCAAGUGAAUAAGGCCAUUAAUGAAGCUAUUUCUCAAAGCAGCAGGUCUCAGGAGCCCCAAAGGAAACUUUCAGCUGAAGAAGUUGAAGAAAUAUCAUCACCACCACCAUCCAUUCAUCUUCCUAUCAAUUCUGAUAAACUUGUGUCAGCUCCAGAAACUGGUGAAACCAGGAGCCCUGAAAAAUAUCAGAAGUUAAAUUCAGAUGUAAAUGUGAACAAUUCACCAGGAAAAAGUGGAAGUCAGACUCGUUCUGGCACAGAGUACUGUGUCUUACUGUUCUGUUGCUGUAUCUGUGGAUUUGAGUCCACCAGUAAAGAGCUGUUGAUGGAUCAUAUGAAGGAACACGAAGGCGAGAUUAUCAACAUCAUCCUUAACAAAGACCACUGUUCUCAGUCUGAAUAGGGCAGAUUGAACUAAAAAGCCUGCAAAAUCUACAUUUUAUUCUUUUGUAGAUGAAGACAUAAAAUAAGCUUGUUUUAGUGUCAACAGAAAAUGAACGUUAACAUUUCAAAGAGUGACUUUUGUCUUUUUAAACUGUUGUCAGCAUUGCAGCUUUCACACUCACAAAAUUAGUGUAAGUAAUUAUUAAUAACCUGAAAGCAAGCAAAAUACUCAAGGAUCAUUUUAAUGUUUCAGUUUCUCCACACUUCUCCACCUCAUGUUCUUAAUACUGACAUUUUUGAUACAGAUUGUAUUUCUGUAUUUAUUUAACUUUUUUUAAAUAUUUAUGCAUGUAGUUUUAGCUGUAGUGAAGAGUGAGUUGUUAUAAGGCAGUCAAGUUGUAUUUACAAUGCACUUUGGUCAUGGUGCUAUUUUAUAAUUGUAUCACUGAACAGAUCUUUUAAGAGCAACAGUAGGGGAAGGAGAUGUUGAUGAAAUCUUUCUCCUUGUUAUUAGCAAUAUAAAUAUAGAUGGAAUAAAGGUUUUAUUUAAAGAUUUGCUUAUUUACGUCUACCCAGGGAACUAUUCGUGUCUAAGUCAAUACAGGUUUUACUACCCGAUUAGAGCAUACAGCUCAUAGACUUCACAGUUCACUGUGAAUGGAAGGGUGGCGGGAUAAAAUUUUCGUCUGUGUAGUUUGUUGCUUAAUACAGUUUUUGUACAUCUUUGAAAUUGAAGUCAUGCUUUCACCUACUUGUUUUUUUCUCUGAAAUACAUUUUACUGCAGACAUAUUACCUUUGAAAUUCCAUACCAUACCACUGACUUAUUUCAAAUGGAUUGAAAGAUCAUCUUUGGUUCAGCCAUAAAAUACACAUGACAUUUUAAAACAAGCUUUUUUAGGAAUGGGUAUUUCCUAACUUACUGUAUUUAGUUCAGAUCAGUAUUUAAUGUUUGGUUACAUUCAUGAAGCUUAAGUGUUUCAAACUGAAAAUAUUGAGAUCUAUAUUAAAAGUGAGUUUCAGGGUCUGCAUAUUGGUAUGUUUUUAUCAUGAGUGGAAGUUAUUAAAAGUAAUCUUAAAACGAUUAAUAUUUAUAGAACCAUUAGCUCCUCAGAAAUUUGUCCUGGGUGUCUGUUGUCACAAUAGUUUCUGGCAACAAGGAAUUACCAUUAAUAUUAUAAAGAAAAUUAACAUUUGAUUUGUAAUGAGUCCGUGAGAAGUUGCAAUGUUUGAUUUUACUGUUUAAAGUAAUGAUAGCCUUCAUUUUGUAAGAAAUAUUGCACUGAAUCAUAAGAGCUGUUAUUCAACUUAAGGCUAAUGAAAUAGUCCUUUUGAGACAGGAAUUCGCCUAAAAUUUAGAAUUGCAGGUAUAAACAACUUGAAAUUUAUGGUGGAUUUGCAUUCAGCAGUUAAAAGAAAAAUUUGAUGUUAAUUUAAAAGCUAUGUUUUAUUUUACAUGCAGUUACUGUGAUUAAAUAAUCGUUAGUUUCUGAUGGUUUUACCUUUUGAAUUGUUCAUGUAUGAAAUAUAUUGUUCAGUUUUGAAAACAUUGAAAUUUCAGAUAUUCAGUUUGGGCAGAUCUUAUAAAAAGAAAUUAAAUAUUCAAAAUCUUUGUAAAUUCCUAAUAAUUAUCAAGAUGUAGACCCAAUAAUAGCCAAUGUAAAGAUAUGGUUUAUGACAAAUAUGAAGGCAGCUUUGUCUUCAGCAAAUAUUAGGAUUAAAGUAACAGCAAAACAGACAAUGAAUCAUUUUAAUUCAUGCUCUUAUCAUGCUACUUGUUUUUCAACAGAUGAGUUGAGAUUUGCCGAACAUUUUCACUUGAAUUUGGUGUCUCUUUAAAAUGUGAAGACUGUGUUUGAGCGAGAACAUCCUUGCCCAUUGCAAGGUAAAUUUCUACUGUAUACUUAGUGGCAAAUGCACUUACUCAUGCCAGAGAAGCUUGCUCCAAGUGUUGAACAUGGAUCACUUUGUUUUUUUAAAAGGAAAUGCAAGGUUUCUUGUGUUGAACUUUGACUGUCUUUUCAUAGCAUGGAGUAUUAUCCACUGUUUUUCCCCAUGGAUUGUGGAAGUAGCGAGUCACUUAGUAAAUAUCAGCUUGUUCCAAUUUCCAUUGCUUAAAAUGGGUAAAAGCAAGGCUUGGGUUAUAAUAACCAUAUAAGUUAACAUUCUGUAAAGGAGUAUAAUUGGAACCUAUUUAGACCGGUUUGAAUGUUCACUUGAAAGUCAGCUGUUCAAUCUAAUCUUUUAAACGUUUGAAGUAAUUGACAGUCAAGCAGUUAGUUGAAAAGCGCAAGAAUUCAGCACGUUAUUCUCUUCGAAUAGACUCUUGAAAGUUACCUCUCCUAUGAUACCAUGUACUGUCUUUAAAAUUACCAAGUAUUUACCUUAGCAUUCUGGAUCUUUGUCCGUUAGAAGUACGAAAAAUAAGGCUAUUACAGACUUAGAAUGUUAACUCAAAAGUUAACCAUUUUUUUACUUUGCCUGUUACAUACAUAUUUUAACAUAAAUAUUCUGGCAAACAUUUGUUAGAUAUAUAUAACAAAUAAAAAAAACUCAGCAUCUGAUUUUAAGGGGUUCAUAGAAAAUGUUAAAGCUCUUAAAGCUAAAAUUGCCAAUUCAAAAUACUAUCUUCAGUAAAGUAUUCGCCAUGACGUACAUCUGGACUUGCAACAAAGACAGUUGAACAGUGUAGUCAUUUUAUUCAAAGCAAUGUUUUUAGAGAGCAGAGUAAAUGGAAGUUAUAAAAUGAAUUGCUCCCUAUAAAAGUUAUUUCUCUAGAAAUAAGUGCAGUAAGUGGGUCAUUAUUGUACACAGAUUAUGUGCAUAAAAUCAGUCUCAGUCACUCACAGCAGAAUAGUAAUUGGACAUGAUUGCCAUUGUGGGAAAAAAAAAUCACCCAAUAACCUGCACUCUAGCUGAAAAUAGAAUUACUCUCGGCCAGACUGAUAAAACAGCUUCUUCCCUUCAUAUUAAUGGCAGAAAUAAAACAUUAAAAAUAAAAUUAUAUUUGUUAUUGUCAUUUGUUAAUAACCAUCUGGAGCAGAAUUAGACCAUUUUGGCCCAUUGAGUCUGCUCCACCAUUCCAUCAUGGCUGAUUUAUCAUCCCUCUCAGACCUGCUCUCUACCUUCUCCCCAUACUUUUGAUGCCUUUACUAAUCAAGAACCUACCAACCUCCACUUUAAAUAGAUCCAAUGACUUGGAUAAGGUGGUGAAAACUGAUAUCUUUGAAUAUUUCUAAAGUAGAGAUAGGUGGAUACUUGAUACACAAGUGGGAUGAAAGGUUAUCACAGAUAGAAGGCAAUGUAUGUUGCGGUUAAGAUCUGUGAUCUUAUAAAAUGACAUAGCAAGUUUGAGGAGCCAGGUAACCAACUUCUACUCUUUAGUUUUUGGGGAUCUCAAACACCAUUGAAUACCAUGCAAGUCCAACAUGGAAAUGAAGCUGAUAAAAGGGUCAGUAAGGUUGCAUACACACAUGCAAACAAUGAAGUCCCAAAAUCUUGCUGUCACUUUCCAGGGAAAUAUUGAGUUUCACAUGGAACUGCUUGCAUUUCCCUGCAAAUUAUGGCCCCUCACUUGUUGAAAACUAAUCUUUUCAAUUGCAAUUAACCAAAGUGACAGGAGUUUGUUCUUCUGCCAAUCAAUUUUAUAAAGUCAAUAAACCAUAGAAGCCUUGUAGUUUUUUUUGUAAUGGUUCUCAACUUAUUUAUAAAACUUUUACACAAUGACAAGAUGACAUGCAUCACUAAUACUACUUUCUUAACUUCAUCCCACCCCUAUUUGCCACUGGCUAAAUGUGGGCACCUCCAUUUCCUGCUAUAUUUGUCAAAGCACGAUGCUUGUUGCAGUGUGAACUGUAUUUACACAGUUUUGAAGGUCUUCUGAAGGUUUUGUGUGGCUUUAAUUAAUUUUUAUGAUUGGAUUAUAGUUUUAUGGUUUAAUUAACUGUAAAUUUCCAAACCCAAAGCUUGACAUAGCUCAAAUUAGGUUGCUUCUUGCCACUUGCAGUUCCAUAACUGAACUUCUCGGGACGUAUCAUGAUGGUGAAGUUCAAUAUGGGGAAACUCCACUCGUUCAGUUUGCAUCUGUAGAAGACUUGUCAGAUUAAGUUCUCUAAGAUAAAAGCCUAGCAGAUGGUAAGGAGCAAAGGUAGACACAAAUCAGCAGAUGUUAGUGAGGAAAUAUUACAAAUACUCAAUAAGUUAGUCCAAUGAUAUUGAUCUCACUGAAAAUAUAUCAAGCACAAAUAGGAUGAACAAAAUGCACCUUUAUUUUUGUGAACAGCUUCUUUUGUUGUAUUAUAUUUAUUUACAGUACAAUCAAUUUACAAAGUCUAUUCCCCAGUCUGCAAGAUACUGCUCCUGUAGGAAAAGCCCCUCUCUGUUGGGAAUGAAUUAAUUCAGUUUAUGAUAAUUCAAAUAAGUAUAAGGGAACAGUUUAGUCACUGUAAGUCUUAUAUAUCUCCUAAAGUUUAGCAAUAGUUGGAAAAUCAAUGUGAUGUCUUAGAGGGCUAGCUGGUAUUUGAAAGGUACUAGAGAGAAAUAUCAAUAUAAAUGAAAAGAUUUGCUUGAGUAGGCUGCUAACAUGCCAGCUGCUGGUACUUGGCAGUUCAUAACUGCCUGUUCAAGCUGUUUUAAGAGGCAAGCAGAAGUGAGUCACAGAGUCAUACAGCACAGAAACAGCCCCUUCAGCCCACCAUGAAGUAAACCCAUUUACCGGCACUGGUUCAAUAGCCCUCUAUGUCAUGGUAGUUCAGGUGGUCCUCUCAAUGCUUUUAAAUAUUGUGAGAGUAUCUGUAUCCAGGCAACAUUUUCCAGAUUUCAGGCAUUUCCUCGAGUACCUUAUCCUAAAUCUAUGUUUAGACAGUUUGUCCAUCUGGAAAAAUGUGUUUCUAACCAUCCUACCUAUGCCCAUCAUCAUUUUGUAUGCUUCUGUUUUGUACAGCUCAGCCUACUCGUCUCUGAAAAUACCCUGCCUUUACCUAAAUCUGUCAGUUGUGUAAAUUAAUAUCAACAGUUAAAUCUCUAAUUCAAUGAAACACAAGUAAGGGUGCAUGCAUGGUUAUUUGCAAUUCAUAUCAAAAUUGAUUUGUUUUUAAUUGAGAUUUCAGUGGGACUAAGAUGUUGUGAAAUUGAUUCCUGCUUUAUAGCGCACUUACAUGGAAAAAAAUUUCCUAUUCAUUAACAUUGCAUUCAGUGUGGUAGAGUCUCAAAUUCUUGCAGUUUCUACACCAGACAAAAUAAUCAAAGUCCAUUGUAAGCCAACAUUAACCUGCUUUACAAUCAACCAUCAACAAUAAGUCUGAUGCUAAGGUAGGGGAUAUUCUAUGAUGAGGGUAUUUUUUUUUUAAUAGUUAUAGUCUGUUUUCAAAUUGUUAUUGGCAGUGAAAGGAUAGCUGUAAUUGAUGGAUGUCAAUGUUUGAAGGAAUUUUCUUUAUGCUACAUUUAAGUUAGUUUGUGUGAUCUUACAAGUUCACUGAAUCCAAAAUCAUGAAGUAGACAAUAAUAAAAUUAGAUUAACUAUGUGUACACUGCAUCACUAGUAGAGAGAAGCUGGGAACCUACACAAAUGUGAUAUGGAUCAACAUUCCUCACCAAAAUGAUUUGUGCCAAUUUGGUUUACAGGACAUCAUUAAAAAAUUUAACCUGAAGCCUUCAGAUCCUACAUGCUUCAUUUAAUGACCUGUUCACAGCAGAGCCUACAUUUCAUAUUUUAUUGUUACAUGCUUGCACUUUCAGUAAUGGCAAUAUUAAAUAAAAUCAAUUCAUGAAAAUAUUAAAGAAAAGCCUAAUCAAAUAUCCCAUCUAUAUUCUUAGGUAUUUUGAAAGCACUUAGUCAAUAAUGUACCUUUGUUAAUGAUCUGUAAUUGUACAGUAAAAAAAUUAAACUUUGAUAUAAGGUGGAUAUUGUAACUUUAUAAGUAAUGUAACAUAGAAGUCAUUUGAUAUUGAAGAAUUAUUUUGGAUACAUAUAAUUUUCUUCACAAAUCUCACAACACUAAAACAUAUUGUUCACCAAAGCACAGCUUUCAGAAAAGCUGACAUGGGAGUGUGUGUGUGUGUGUGUGUGUGUGUGUGUGUGUGUGUGCUUUCAGUGUGGAAAUGUACAGUAUGUUUAAAUUCAGUCCAUGUAUUGAACUCCAUGCCUUAGUGCCAAAACCUGUGUGUGGAUUAUUUAUGUGUAUGGAUCAUCAAGUUUUUAUGUAAAUUAAAAUAGACUUGUAGUACUCUUGUAAUUAUUGUAUGUUUCAUUGAAAUGUCUUGUAACACAAUAACUUAUUUUAUUUGUAAUAUUUGGCAUCUGUUAUAUUUUAUUCAGUAUACCAGUUGAAAGUUGGAAUAAAAUUUGUCUUUUAAAAAAAAGCAAGACACAUUUGAUGUAAUAGAUAACCUAUUUUUUUCAUUUAGCCUUCCCUCAAAUGUAAUUUUACUUUCAAUCAACGAACAAUUCUGUGUUCUAAGUUUUUGACUUGUGUCAAAAUGAUAUAUAGCAUCACAGAAAAAGGGCAUAUGUUCAGGUCUCGUCAACCCAUGUUGAUUAUUUUGGAUGAAUAAUGUUCGUAAUCUCAUUUGCCUGCUCAAUUUUCAUAUUUCUUUAUAUAAUCUUCUUUAACCACCAACCUAGCCUAGUCCAAAAUAUUGACAUGUGAGGUAAACUUCUGUUAUAACACUUUAUAGUUUUGUUUUGCAAAGGUACGGUCCUUGCUCUUAAUAAGCUUGAGACUUCCUUUUCAGCUUACAGUAAAGGGUGGAAUUGCAACCAUGUUUGAAUAUUUUACUGUUAUCAACAUUCGUAUAUACUUGA
Messenger RNA from Mobula hypostoma (lesser devil ray), 10074 nucleotides. It is a transcript of the gene znf507, whose product is annotated as zinc finger protein 507. The record is from RefSeq and is a predicted model, not a curated record. The transcript has 8 exons. Gene Ontology annotation, biological process: positive regulation of transcription by RNA polymerase II. NCBI's taxonomy places the organism in Eukaryota, Metazoa, Chordata, Chondrichthyes, Myliobatiformes, Myliobatidae. Bases 189 to 3293 code for a protein of 1034 amino acids. Gene Ontology annotation, cellular component: nucleus.